Mastomys coucha (southern multimammate mouse) is the source of this 1020-nucleotide messenger RNA. It is a transcript of the gene Cd7, whose product is annotated as CD7 molecule. Gene Ontology annotation, cellular component: membrane. The transcript is spliced from 4 exons. NCBI's taxonomy places the organism in Eukaryota, Metazoa, Chordata, Mammalia, Rodentia, Muridae. Gene Ontology annotation, biological process: adaptive immune response. Gene Ontology annotation, molecular function: signaling receptor activity. The coding region runs from base 109 to 741 and encodes 210 amino acids. The record is from RefSeq and is a predicted model, not a curated record.
CCCCCUGUUUCUUCCUCUCAGGGUUUUUGGUGUGAUCUUUCACAGUGCUCAGUAAUGUGUUGCAGCCAGAGUGACUGAUUUGGCUCUGAUCACCUGGAUUUGGGCAUCAUGAUUCAGCAGGCGCUUCUGGCUUUGCUAUUUACACUGGCCAGAAUCCUGCCUGGCCCCCUGGAUGCCCAAGAGGUACACCAGUCCCCCCGAUUCGUGAUCGCCUCUGAGGGGGAUUCCAUCAACAUCACCUGCUCUACAAGAGGGCACCUGGAAGGGAUCUUAAUGAAGCGCAUCUGGCCUCAGGCUUACAAUGUGAUUUACUUUGAAGACGGGCAGGAGCCCACAGUAGAUGAGACCUUCUCAGGCCGAAUUCAUUUCUCUGGUUCCCAAAAGAACAUGACCAUCACCAUGCACCUCCUCCAGCUGGCAGACACUGGAGCCUACACCUGUGAGGCUGUCAGAAAAGUCAGUGUCCAGGGCUUGUUCACCACGGUUGUGGUAAAAGAAAAACUAUCCCAAGAAUCAUGCAGAUCCCAGGAACCUCUGCAGAUGUCAGUUUUCCUCCCAGUUGCCAUUGCUGUAGGCUUCUUCCUCACUGGGCUGCUCAUUGGGGUGCUAUGCAGUAUGCUGAGGAAGGCACAGAUCCAGAAACUGUGUGCCUCAGAGAAUAAGGACUCUCCAUGCGUAGUGUAUGAAGACAUGUCCUACAGCAACCGCAAGACUCCAUGCACCCCUGAGCAGUACCGUUGAGCCCCAAGCCUUGUUUCAGCAGAGCUUACAGCAGUCCUGCUGACUCCCAGCCCAACUCCCCCAGCACCCUUCCUGUGGCACUCAAAUACCCACCUUGGUGCUUCUGGGUGGAUGGGAUUCCUCCUCUGUAAGCUUCCCCGUAGGGCUCUGGAGUCUGUCACCAACCCUAGCCAGGUACCCCUGACAUUAGGGACAAAGCUUGAAAGGGAAAAAGUGGUACCUGCCUUGGAGCAGCCUGGCCAGGAAAAGUUAAAUAAACAAACAAAUACAUAAAUAAAG